Molecule: messenger RNA, 366 nt
Organism: Rotaria sp. Silwood1
Lineage: Eukaryota; Metazoa; Rotifera; Eurotatoria; Philodinida; Philodinidae
Source: the annotation of a GenBank genome assembly
AUGGCAACAUCUUCUUCAUUUUCAAAUCCAAUGACAUCAUCUUCAAUCGUUGAACUUGGAAUUACUAAUAAUCAAAAUGAUGAAAAUCAACCUGAAUCAUCCAAUCGAGCAUCAUCUUAUUCAUUAGCUACAUCAAUUCCAAUAUAUAAUCGAGCAACGAAUUCAGUAAGUCUUCAACCAAUAACAACAUAUAAUACAAAUAUACAAUCUAAUGAUAAUGACUAUAGAAAUGAAGAAGACGAACAUCGUCUUAGUUUACAUUAUACUUCUAAUCGAUUAAAACAAGAAAAAUUAUUACUUUUUAUAAAUAUUUUACGUCUUUUAACAAUUUUUAUUCUUGCACCGAUUAUUUAUUUUUUAGUUUAA